CCUCGCCCCUCUCCCCUCCUCCAGGGUUUCUUCAGGCGCAGUCAGCAGUCCAGCGUCUCGUACUCCUGCUCCCGGCAGAAGAGCUGCGUGAUCGACCGGAGCAGCCGAAACCGUUGCCAGCACUGCCGGCUGCAGAAGUGUGUGGCAUCUGGGAUGUCCCGGGACGCGGUGAAGUUUGGACGCAUGUCUAAGCGUCAGCGCGAGAGCCUGUUUGCGGAGGUGGAGCGAGUCAAACAGCAGCAGCAGACCCUGCGGCAGGAGCACCACAGCCCAGGGGAGGCAGACGCCCUCGUCACCUUCCCCAGCAAAGACCCCCGCAACGGGCAGUGCCGGCUGGGCAAGCCCGAGGAUCCGGCCUACCCCUUCGGCAAACCCUCCCAGACGGAGCCCGAGCCAAACCCCAGCGAGGAGGAAGAGGAGGGGAAGGGGAAGGGGAGGGGGGCGGAUGCGGGGAGCAGGUUUCACUCCCUCGAAUCCAGGCAGCCGUCUCCAGACCAGUCUUAUCUUGAGACCAGGCGCUUCCAGCCGGCCGGGGAAAUCAACAGCAUGGCGGACUUUUUCAGCUUCUUCUCCAGCAACAUUGAUGCGCCCUCCUCGACCGCGCACGAGAUCGACUCUCUGACUGCCAACAUCGUGAAGUCUCACAGGGAGACGUGCCAGCACAGAGUGGAGGAUCUGGUGGCCCUGCGCUGGAGACUGUUCAGCAGGGAGGAGGUGUUGGCUUACCAGCGCAAGUCGGUGGAGGAGAUGUGGCAGCGCUGUGCUUGUUGGCUCACAGACAGCAUCCAGUACGUGGUGGAGUUCGCUAAGAGGAUUCAGGGAUUCCUGGAGCUGAGUCAGAAUGACCAGAUAGUGCUGCUGAAAGGAGGUUCUCUGGAGGUGGUUCUCGUGCGGAUGUGUCGCUCGUUUAACCCUGAGAACGGGACCUUGUUCUUCGAGGGAAAAUACGCUGGGACAGAGGUCUUCAGAUCACUGGGCUGCAAUGAUCUCAUUGCCUCGAUCUUCGAGUUCUCUCAGAGUCUGUGCGCUCUGCACCUGUCUGAACAGGAGGUGGCGCUGUUCACCGCCGUGGUGCUGCUCAACUCAGAGCGUGCAUGGCUGCAGGAGAAGGAGAAGGUGGCGCGGCUGCACAGUCACGUGGACGCGGCCUUCAAGAGCACGCUGCAGAGGAGCCACAGGGAGACCGUGCUGAGCAAGCUCUCUCAGAAGACACUCCAGUUGAAGUCUCUGUGCUCGCUGCAUGUCGACAGGCUCCACUCGUUCCUGCAGCUCCACCCCCUGCUCGCUCACUCGCUGUUCCCCCCCCUCUACCACGAGCUGUUCACCGACAGCCCCGACGGCCCCCUGGAGUGAGGGAGGGAGGGACACAGGACCACGCGCUCCACCUGGAGCUGAAACACAGGGCUGAUGAGAACCCGGACAGCACUGGACUCUGAGCCCACUGUACCACCACACUGCUGACUGACAGCUCACCUUUCCACAGCUCUGCUCCUGCUGGACGCUGGAGGAGCACAUUCACUGUUUCAACACAGGGCUCUAUGACUCACUAUUUCAAACGAUUUCAAAACUAAUUUCAAACAGUGUCAGGAUCUAAAGGGUUUGUUUGUUUGUUAAAACAAACUGUUUUAAUUUAAAAUUAAUGUAAGGUGGUCCUUAUGCAAGUUUGCCCAUGGUAAAAGCACAGUGAAAGCAUUGUAAACCACUGGGAGGUCUGGUAAAGCAUAGGGAAGCAUUGUAAAGCAC
Messenger RNA from Polyodon spathula (Mississippi paddlefish), 1743 nucleotides. RefSeq names its product nuclear receptor ROR-gamma-like. Lineage: Eukaryota; Metazoa; Chordata; Actinopteri; Acipenseriformes; Polyodontidae. Gene Ontology annotation, biological process: regulation of transcription by RNA polymerase II. The transcript has 8 exons. The record is from RefSeq and is a predicted model, not a curated record. Gene Ontology annotation, cellular component: nucleus. The annotation marks the transcript as partial. Gene Ontology annotation, molecular function: zinc ion binding; nuclear receptor activity; RNA polymerase II cis-regulatory region sequence-specific DNA binding.